CAAAGUACAAGCAAUACACUGCGUUUGGGUAAUUCCUUACAGAGCCAGUAUCCUUUAUUCAAAUCUCGGCCGUGAAAAGCAGUUUCGCAAAUGGGCGCACUGGCCGCGUAUUCGCCAGAUACGGCCACACUGUCCACGAAACGGGGAACUCGCAUUGCAUGUGAAAUUAUUUAAUCCUUUAAUUAAAGUUGUUGCGGGCGAGCUCCUGCAUCGGCGCCGCCGAUUGCGUAACAAGGGCCUCUUCGGGGUUUCUGGUCGGAGAGCUCAGAGUUGGUGGCCGGAAUGGCGUUGGCCUUGCGCGUGGCCCGAUUUGCUCCGGGUCCGGCGAAUCAUCGUCGGCGGCUGUUACACCUGUGCACCCUCACCACCACAGCCGCGACUGCCAGCGAUAACCUGCAGAGAGCAGUGUGUUGUCUCCAACCACAACAGCAGCGCAGGCAGUUAUCUACGAAGCCAUCUGCGGCGGCUCCGUCGCAGAUCAAGCGGAAUGUAGCCGCCGAGAUAACCAGCGUGGGCAAGGCCAUCUAUGAGACGGGCUGGGAUGCCAACACGCCCAUCGAGCAGCCAAAGACCGAGCAUAUCAGCCACAGUAGCAGCGACAGCUCUUCACCGCCGGCGCCGCUGGAUACGAAGACGCAGGAUGAGCAGCGCAAGGAGCCGGACACUAUCAAAUCGAAGCGAGAACAGAUGCGGGACAACAUGCAGGACUACAUUUUCACCCGCUACUUUAACUACGUCAAAAACUAUGACAAGGUCCUCGAGAAGAACUUCCCCAAGGCCAUGCAGCUGUACCGGGUGUUCUUUGACGGCGUCAAGGACUUUUUCGGCGACAUGAAGCGCUUUCUGAAGAUUGCCCGCAUAGCCAACGACUCGCCGCAGGGUAUUCGGGCCCUGAAUCGUCAGGAACUGGAGCUGUACAUGCAAAUGCCGCGGGACAUGAUGAAGGUGGCACCGGCUCUAAUCGGCUGCUCCCUGCCCAUGGUGGGCUAUGCCUUCUUUCCCCUCGUGUUUUGGUACCCGCGAACCUUCCUCACUGCCCACUUCUGGACCCCGCAACAGCGCUCCGAUUUCCAGAGCUUCUACAUGAAGCGACGUUUGGGCUACAACAAGGCCGUCUUCCGCUGCCUGCAGGCCAAGCUCAAGGCGACGGCCAAGCAUCCCCAGCACUCUGCCUUCGCAGAAAUCCUGGGCCAGCUGGGCAGUGGGACGCAUCCGACGCCCGAGAUGCUAAUCGACGUCAAGGACAUAUUUGCCGAGGGGCCCUACUCGUUGCUGGGAAUGCCGCGGAAGCAUGUCAGAAACCUGAUCAACCUCCACGGCCUGCCCGGCAGCAUAUUCAAGCGUCAUCGGCUGCACGAGCACUGCUUCCUGGUGCACUACAUGGACCAGGCCAUCACCCGCGAGGGUGGCGUUCACAACUUGACCCCGACUGCGCUGCGCUACUCCUGCUACCUGCGUGGCCUGAAUCCGGACGGUAUAAGCAACGAGGAGAUGAUCGAGUGGCUGCGGAAAUGGGUCAAAGUAUCUACGUCGAUACAGGGCGAGCACAUCACACUGUUCCUACACCUGCCCAUCCUGCUGGGCUACAACCACCCCAACAACUGGAAGACCAUUUACGGGAAACGCGAUCCCUGAGCACCUGGUGCUCGGCCGGGUUGCCUCGUUCGUGCUAUAUUUUCUAGACUGUGCUUUAAAGAUUGGACUGUUGAGAUCACUUUUUGUUUCUUGAAAGCAAAUAAAACUGUUGAAACCAAA
This is a messenger RNA of Drosophila kikkawai, 1755 nucleotides long. Its product is annotated as LETM1 domain-containing protein 1. Gene Ontology annotation, cellular component: mitochondrial inner membrane. Gene Ontology annotation, molecular function: ribosome binding. NCBI's taxonomy places the organism in Eukaryota, Metazoa, Arthropoda, Insecta, Diptera, Drosophilidae. The record is from RefSeq and is a predicted model, not a curated record.